Molecule: messenger RNA, 1506 nt
Organism: Aphanomyces invadans
Lineage: Eukaryota; Oomycota; Saprolegniomycetes; Saprolegniales; Verrucalvaceae
Exons: 2
Coding region: 1-1506 (501 amino acids)
Biological process (GO): lipid metabolic process
Source: RefSeq, a predicted model, not a curated record
AUGCGUUGUUGCGACUCGAGCGCUGAUCCAGCGCGUAGGUUUGCGUGCCUGCCAGCGGACGCGAUCGGGCUUUGCGGGUGGCUAUAUUCGUCGCCGGGAAGUGUUGAAGUCAAGGCACACCGCGUUCGGUACUUCAUGCAUCCGUCCGAUGUGUUCCAGACGGCGAAUUUCAACAUUGCCGACAUGCUCAAGCAAACGUCGUCGAUCGACCCCCGGCAUUUUGUCCUCGAGUCGCAGAUCGAAAUGUUCAACUUUGCCUUCCUCGCGUACGCAUGUGGCCACAAAGACUACUCGCAGGACUUUCUCCAUCUGCACAACAUGAUUGGAAACAAACGGUUUGGCCUGGUCGAUCACAUCCACGACCCCGGCAGCGACACGCACUGCUUGAUUGCGCAGUCGGGUGACAAGAUCGUCGUGGCGUUCCGCGGCACGAAGAGCUGGAAAAACUUUAGAACGGACUUCAAUGCGACCCGACGCGAGUAUGAGUACGACGCCGCGGCUGUGCCGGUCGACACGAUGACAGGGGAAUACCGCCCCCAGAGCAUCUCGAGAGUGAAUUGUUGCAAGCGGCGAUACCCGUGGGUCCACGAAGGUUUCUGGACCGCGUACCAAACCGUCGCGGCGACGGUCCUGGCGGCCAUCGAGUCAUUGCAUCACGAGUGCCCCCGGCCCGUGUACGUCACAGGCCACAGCCUUGGUGGUGCGUUGGCGAUUCUGUGCAGCUUGGACGUAGCACUGAAGUGGGGCUCCACCCAAGUUGCGUGCACGACCUUUGGGUGUCCCCGAGUCGGCGGAAAUGCGUUCAAGAAGCUCUUCAACGCCCUCGUGCCCACCACGUUUCGGUUUGUCAAUGGACGCGACCCCAUCUGCCACUCCCCGCUUCGGACGUUGUGGGACUCGUUCACGGAAGUCGGGACCACCGUCUUGCUCAACGACUUUGGCAACAUGAUCAUCAACCCAAACAUGCUCGAGUACAACAUGCUCAACCAAGGCGUGUCGAUGGAGGCCCAUCGGUUGACGUUUUAUCAGCUGUCGCUCUUGCUGUGGUGCAGUCGGGCGCACGCGCGAACAUUCGAGCCGCAGUUCUGGCCCCAUUCCUUGCAACAACUUCGACUCUUGUGCGGGCACAUCCCCGAAGUGCUGCAGUAUUUAAGUCGCAGCUCGUUGCUCGGCGCGCACCCGAUUUCCGAGGAGAUUCGACUCAUGUCGAUUUUGCAUGAAGUUCGCCAGUGCGUUCGGCCGGUGCGGAUUCGCGUCGGCGUGUUCAAGCGUGAGAUUGCGUGUUUGUCGGCGAAAACCAUGAUCGAUACGCUGGUCGGCAACCAGUUUGUCACGAGCGAAGCAGAAGCGGUCGAAGUGGGCCGCAUUAUGCUUGCCAAGGGGCGCAUCAAGAUGGUCGAUAGCGUCGUCUUCAACAAGCAAGGCCACUUCAUCCUGCUCAACAACCCGUCGCCCAAGAAACGGCGCACGCUUCAUGUCGAAAACGCCGACCCGCGACUCCAUUGA